Messenger RNA from Falco peregrinus (peregrine falcon), 1710 nucleotides. It is a transcript of the gene NLE1, whose product is annotated as notchless homolog 1. Gene Ontology annotation, cellular component: nucleolus. Bases 34 to 1482 code for a protein of 482 amino acids. NCBI's taxonomy places the organism in Eukaryota, Metazoa, Chordata, Aves, Falconiformes, Falconidae. Gene Ontology annotation, biological process: Notch signaling pathway; ribosomal large subunit assembly. The transcript is spliced from 13 exons. Gene Ontology annotation, molecular function: protein binding. The record is from RefSeq and is a predicted model, not a curated record.
UCCGCUUCCGGCCCACGUGGGCCGCGCACGCACAUGGCAGCGAGCAUGUCGCCGGACGAGGAUGUGCAGCGGCUCCUGAUCCAGUUCCGGGAUGAAGCGGGGGAGCCCCUGGGUUCCCCCUUCGAUGUCCCGGUCACCAUCACCCCGGACAAGCUGCAGCUGGUCUGCAACGCCCUCCUGCAGAAGGAUGAACCGGUGCCUCUGGCUUUCUUCGUCCACGAUGCAGAGAUCGUGGCGUCGCUGGAGAAGACCCUGGCGGGGCAGAGUGUAGAGACAGAGAAGGUCCUGGACAUCAUCUACCAGCCGCAGGCGGUGUUCAGGGUGCGGGCAGUGACCCGCUGCACCAGCUCACUGGAGGGGCACACCGAGGCUGUCAUCUCGGUGGCCUUCAGCCCCACGGGAAAGUACCUGGCAAGUGGCUCAGGAGACACCACCGUCCGUUUCUGGGACCUCAGCACGGAGACACCACAGUUCACAGCCAAAGGUCACCGGCACUGGGUGCUCAGCAUCGCCUGGUCGCCCGACGGCAAGAAGCUGGCCUCGGGCUGCAAGAACAGCCAGAUAUUUCUCUGGGACCCAGCCACUGGCAAUCAGAUCGGCCGGGUGCUCUGUGGCCACUCCAAAUGGAUCACAUGUCUGUGCUGGGAACCGCUCCACAUAAACCCAGAGUGCCGCUACCUGGCAAGUGCCUCCAAGGAUGGCAGCAUCCGCAUCUGGGACACGCUGAUGGGCAGGUGUGACAAAAUCCUUACAAGCCACACGCAGUCAGUGACGUGUGUGAAGUGGGGGGGCGAUGGCUUGCUCUACUCAUCCUCCCAGGACAGGACCAUCAAAGUCUGGAGGAGCCAGGAUGGCGUCCUCUGCCGCACCUUGCAGGGCCAUGCUCACUGGGUGAACACCAUGGCCCUUAGCACUGACUAUGUUCUCCGCACCGGUGCCUUUGAGCCAGCUGAAGCCACCAUCAACCCACAGGAUGUAAGCGGCUCCUUGGCAGAAUUGAAGGACAAGGCACGGCAGAGGUAUGACCAAGUCAGGGGCCAGGAACCAGAAAGGCUUGUCUCGGGGUCAGAUGAUUUCACGCUGUUUCUUUGGAGACCAGCAGAAGACAAGAAGCCACUGGAGAGAAUGAUGGGCCACCAGGCUUUGAUUAACCAAGUCCUCUUCUCACCAGACACCCGGAUAAUAGCUAGUGCUUCCUUUGACAAGUCCAUAAAGCUCUGGGAUGGUAGGACAGGAAAGUACCUGACAUCACUGAGAGGGCAUGUCUCGGCUGUGUAUCAGAUCGCCUGGUCAGCUGACAGCCGCUUGCUGGUGAGCGGGAGCAGUGACAGCACACUGAAGGUCUGGGAUGCCAAGAUGAAGAAACUGGCCAUUGAUCUUCCGGGCCAUGCAGAUGAGGUGUAUGCGACGGAUUGGAGCCCAGAUGGACAGAGGGUCGCGAGUGGAGGGAAGGAUAAAUGUUUGCGGAUAUGGCGUCGAUAGGAGCAGCGACAUGAAGCUGUCGGUCCUGUCAUAAGCUGGGCUGCCCUUAGCACAAUCUGCCUGGGAGAUCUGCAAGGAGAUGGACGAUGGAGGCUGACCCGAGCAUGGCUCCCUGUUCCUGUUGACUGCUGUCUCUGAUGGACUCUUUCCUUAUAUUUAUUUAAGGAAAUUUUAAUUCUAAUUCUUAUUAAGAGCUGUGCUUUGCAGGAUGAUUUCCUCUGAACGUUA